AUGGGAGUUCUGGGUCUUACCCCAUUUUUACAGAAAACCUGCCCGGAAGUUAUCAGAAAACUUCCAGACCGCCUCAGAUCUCUCUGCGGUAAGACCAUUGUCAUUGAUGGCACCCUUAUAACGCAGCGCCUUCACUUCGCACCGAUGCCUCAUUCGCAUCGACACGUCCUCGGGUGGCAUCGCAUAAUCACGGAACUCAAAGAGUGCAAUGUGCAUGCAAUUUGCGUAUUUGAUGGUAGAGACCGCAGCAUUGCCAAAGCUCGAGAGGUAGAACGACGCAAGGAGAUACGGAGACUGGAUGCAGCUCGUUCAUCCAUUGAGGUGGAGAGACUGAGCAGACUUCGGAAAUUGAUGCGAUUACUACCGCAAUAUCAUUCAAUGGAACCACCGGACCGUCGGCGUGUCAGCUAUGCGUUACAACACGUAGCAGUGGCUUCAAAGACCAUCCCUACAUACUUCCAGCCUUCUUUGUCACCAUCGGAUAUCCUUCGGAAUGAUGUGAACUCAGUCACUGUUGCUACAACUCGCCCUCAAACUCGCCUUUCUGGUGCUUCUGAAUUUGAGCAAAUUUGCAAUACUCUAUCCUCUCAUUCGGAGGAGGAUACCCUUUGGGCAAUCUACGAUUCUGUUAACAUGUCGGAUGCAGACAUGAAAGAGAUUCUUCUCGCUCGCACAGGUCAAUCAGUCGCCGUCAUCCCGCCUUGUGAUUCCAAGUCAUGGCUAAAUCCUGUAAAUAAUUCAACGUUGGAUUCAAAUGCUUCCCUUGUUGAAGGCAUAUCCAACCUUCGAGUGCAAGACCUCCUCCCUGGCCCAAGCAUCAUGCAAGGCGAACCUCGAGAAGCUGAUUUUCAAACCUCUCAGGACGUGAUUUUUGCAGAUUUCGUACCCCCAGCAGAGGAUGUGAUUUCUGCGCUCUCCUCCCUAUAUCAAGAAUAUCGCGAGUGUGUCGCACAGAUCACCUCACUACCUCCUACCGUGGAUGUUCCAGAGUCCCCAGACGAGACUCGCGCCGAGUACAUCAUGUCCAGGUCCCAACUUCAAAUGACAAUAGAGGAGGGUCAAGUAUGGGAUACACUCGCAGACGCUCCUGAAACUGUCCUCGCAACGUUGGCUGAAAAGAGUAGUAUUCUUUCCGAGUCUUACGCUCGCCGAUCGAAUCCUCCUACUACCCAAACUUACGAGGAGAGCAAGGAGAUCCUGCGCGCUAUGGGUGUGCCGUGCAUCGAAUCAGAGGGACCCUUUGAAGCAGAGGCUCUUGCAUCCUCACUUGUUAUCCAUGGCAAAGCUGAUUAUGUUGCAAGCGAAGAUACGGACGUCCUCGUCUACGAGGCUCCCCUCAUUCGAAAUAUCGCCAACAGAAACGAUCCAUUGAUCCUCGUCGAUGGGUCCCACGUUCGUACUGCUCUUCAACUUUCCAAAUCCGCAUAUAUCGACUUCCUCUUGCUCCUCGGUACGGACUUCUCGCAACGGAUCAAGAACGUUGGUCCUCAGCGCGCACUUAAGUUCAUCCGCGAACAUGGCAGCAUCGAGCGUGUGAUCACACAAGAACACAAGUACCCACCGCGACUCGCCAAAAAAUUGUACCUAGAACAAGUAGGCAUCGCUCGGCUUACAUUCGCAACAUUGCCCCCUAUUCCAGACCCUGAAACACUGAAGCAACACAAUGUAAACCACGCGAAGGUUGCAGCCAUUGUACAAAAGUAUGGAUUACAGAGACUACUGCCUGAUCAGUGGAAUUACGGUACUGCGUUGGAGGGCAAUUAUUUUGCUGACAAUCCCAGAGCAAGGUAG
Messenger RNA from Suillus fuscotomentosus, 1791 nucleotides. RefSeq names its product PIN domain-like protein. Bases 1 to 1791 code for a protein of 596 amino acids. The transcript is spliced from 5 exons. NCBI's taxonomy places the organism in Eukaryota, Fungi, Basidiomycota, Agaricomycetes, Boletales, Suillaceae. The record is from RefSeq and is a predicted model, not a curated record. Gene Ontology annotation, cellular component: nucleus; cytoplasm. Gene Ontology annotation, molecular function: DNA binding; 5'-flap endonuclease activity; 5'-3' exonuclease activity.